This is a messenger RNA of Bombus terrestris (buff-tailed bumblebee), 1708 nucleotides long. RefSeq names its product venom acid phosphatase Acph-1. The transcript is spliced from 8 exons. Lineage: Eukaryota; Metazoa; Arthropoda; Insecta; Hymenoptera; Apidae. Bases 437 to 1519 code for a protein of 360 amino acids. The record is from RefSeq and is a predicted model, not a curated record. Gene Ontology annotation, molecular function: phosphatase activity. Gene Ontology annotation, biological process: dephosphorylation.
ACUUUUUUUUUAUUGUUUAUGAAUAUCUAAUGAAUAUGGCAUACAUAUAUAUAUCGCGUUUGGCUUAUAAACUGCUGUAAAAUUUCAAUGCUUGUUUCUGCGAUAUCGAUUCAUAGAAGUUUUUCAAAUAUUAUAUUAUCAACUAAUUUACAAGAUUAGUACCACAUAACUCGGACGUCAUCGAAAUUUAAAUAAUCAGAACGAUGUUGUAGAACCAGAUUAUAUCCGUUUGGUCAAUUGACACGUGCUAUGCAUAAAACAUAAAUUGGAAGAAGUAUAUAAAUUAAGUAGACAGAAAUAAGGCGGAAGUAUUUCCUAAAAAGCAAUCAAGUGUUACGUAAACAUAAGUUGACAAAGUGGACAAGACUAAGGCGAAAAUACUUCCUAAAAAUCAAUAGAGUGUUACAGUGUACAAUACUCUUCCAGUUCCAGAAACAUGGAUAUUAAAUGGUUCUCAAAGAUCAUCAUUUGCGUCCUUUAUUGUCAAGGAUCUUGGGCCGAGCUGAAGCUCAUACAAACGAUAUUUAGACAUGGAAACAGGAUGCCAUCGAAUAUCGAGUACUACCCGAACGAUCCUUACGUUAACUACACUUACGAACCAGCAGGACGAGGAGGUUUAACAAACGUUGGUAAACUGUCCUUGUACAAACUUGGCCAAUAUUUUCGUGAAAGAUACGACCAGUUUUUAGGAAGAAUUUACACUUCAAAAGAUAUUUGGUUUCGUGCCGAUGAGGUAGAGAGAGUCGUAAUGAGUGGACAACUAGUAGCAGCUGGAUUAUAUCCUCCGUGUGAAGAACAAAGGUGGGAUUCUAAUUUAAAUUGGCAACCGAUACCUGUAUGGACACCGCUGAAUUCGAACGAUUGCCUGUAUAAUGGGCAAUUUUUAACAAAUUUCUAUACAUGGAGAAAUAACGUGGAGAAAACAGAUGAGACCACAAUGCAAUUUCAAAAACAGAAUAAAGAUGUUUAUAGGUAUUUGUCUGAACAUACAGGUGGUAAUAUCACACAAUCUAGAACGUUCAACUUACGUCAAUUCUUGUACGCACAGAAAGAUAUUGGCUUAAAAUUACCCGAAUGGACAAAAUCUGUUUUUCCACAUGGAAAGCUAGAUGAGUUAGCCGUAAACGAUAUUUACAUUCGGACUCGUACUCCACAAAUGAAGCAAUUAUUAGCUGGAAUGUGGAUUCGCGAAUGGUUAAAUCAUAUUGAUGAUCAUUUAUAUAAGAAUGAUACACGAAAAGCAUUUAUGUAUGCGGCACAUGAUCUAAAUAUUGCUUACAUACUUGCAGCACUAGACAAUUUUGAUAACGAAAUUCCUUACUAUGGUAGUACUCUGAUAUUUGAAUUACAUGAAGAGGAUAACGAAUAUUAUAUUCAGAUGCUUUAUAGAAACAAGGAAAAUAUUAAAUUACUCAAAUUCCCUGAUUGUGAUGACAAAAUGUGUCCAUUGGAUAAGUUCAAAAAAUUUGUAAUGCCUAUAAUACCGACAAAUCUGGAAGAAAUAUGUGGACAGGAAUAAAAAAGUAAAGUAUUAAUAUAAAUAUGAAUAGUAAUAAACCAAUGCUAAAUGGAUUGAUAAAAUGAUUUCUAUAAUAUUCUACUAUUUACUCAUAUAAAUUCAAUAAUAAAUGUCUAAUAUUAAAACAGUGUUUAUUAAAAACAUGUCAUAUGUACUACAAUUGCUUAUUAAAAUCCGAAACUUAGACUA